This is a messenger RNA of Selaginella moellendorffii, 4008 nucleotides long. RefSeq names its product myosin-1. The transcript has 23 exons. NCBI's taxonomy places the organism in Eukaryota, Viridiplantae, Streptophyta, Lycopodiopsida, Selaginellales, Selaginellaceae. Gene Ontology annotation, biological process: vesicle transport along actin filament; actin filament organization. The record is from RefSeq and is a predicted model, not a curated record. Gene Ontology annotation, cellular component: myosin complex; actin cytoskeleton; vesicle. The coding region runs from base 162 to 3854 and encodes 1230 amino acids. Gene Ontology annotation, molecular function: actin filament binding; microfilament motor activity; ATP binding.
UGUGGUCCACUACAGUCGCUCUCUUUGUUUCUUUCCCCCUUGUCUCUCUCUCCCUUCGCUCAUAAAAUUCCGGAAGCCGGCUCUGGAUGCUAACUGCGUGGGAAUAAAUCUCGCCUUGCAGGGCGGCGUUUUGAUGAGGAAGAACUGAGAGGAGCGAAACAAUGCGCAUCGUCCGCGACGAUCGCGUGGGAAUCGAUCGAGCUCUUUUGCUCCAAAGACCGGUUUGCGAGCUUCCUCCAUCCACAGCGUUCUUUGAUGUGUGUUCUUUGGAAGAACACAGCGAGCCGGUAAAGUCCUCGUGUAAAGUCGGCAUGGAUGAGUCUUUAGGAGAAGGCUUUCAGGAAGCUCCAGCCACACAGGUACUCGAGAAGCAUUCUAGGAUCUGGUUCAAAGCUUCCACUGGAAACUGGGAGAUUGGCAGUGUCCAGUCGAUCUUACAGGAUGGAUCUUUGAUCUGUAGCUCCAACGAUGACGAGGUUCUCGAACUUGCAGUGAAGGAUAUCCAUCCUGCAAAUCCCGAUAUCCUUGAAGGCGUCGAUGAUCUGACCAAGCUGAGCUAUCUGAACGAGCCCUCUGUUCUACACGACUUGAAAACUCGUUUUGAGAAGGACAAUAUUUAUACAAAUGCUGGGCCGGUGCUCAUUGCUCUCAAUCCGUUCAAGAAAAUCCCACUCUACAGUGCCGAGCGUGUUCAAAUGUAUCGUGAUAAGGUGUCUAAGAACUUCGAUCCACAUGUUUUUGCAAUUACAGACAGCGCAUGCACGGCCUUGUUUAGAGAUGGAAUCAACCAGUCUGUUGUUAUAAGUGGCGAGAGUGGUGCUGGAAAGACGGAAACAGCAAAAAUAGCUAUGCAGUACAUCGCUACAUUUGGUGGAGGACGUGGCGUAGAGGAUGAAAUCCUUGAAAGUAACCCGUUACUUGAAGCUUUUGGGAAUGCAAAGACGCUAAGGAAUGACAACUCCAGCCGAUUUGGAAAAUUGAUUGACAUCUAUUUUGAUGACUCUGGGACAAUAUCUGGGGCAAAGAUUCAAACUUAUUUAUUGGAAAAGUCAAGAGUCGUUUAUCAAUCUUAUGGAGAGCGUUCUUAUCAUGUCUUUUACCAGCUUUGUGCUGGAGCCGACCGUGCAUUACGGCAGAAAAUCAACUUGAAGCUCGCAUCUGACUAUCAGUACUUGAGUCGAAACGGGUGCUUGACUAUUGAUGCCGUGGAUGAUGCAGCACAGUUUAGGGCGAUGUUGAAUGCAAUGGAUCGCGUGAGAAUUCCCAAAAACGACCAGCAGCGACUCUUUGAGAUGCUUGCAGCGGUUCUUUGGCUGGGGAACAUCUCGUUCCACACGGCUGAGAGCGAAAACUAUUCGACAAUGGCUGUUGACGAAGCUGCAAGGUCUGUCGCGUCGCUACUAGGAUGCCAGAUAGAUGUGCUUCAUACGGCGCUGUGCACCCGUAAAAUUAAUGCUAGAGGCGAGGUCAUAAUCCAACAACUGACUGAGGCCCAGGCCAUCGACUCAAGAGAUGCGUUGGCAAAAGCCAUAUAUUCCUGUUUAUUUGAGUGGCUGGUUGAAAAGAUAAACAACUCUCUGGACGCCGGAAAAGCUUGCGAGUCGAAGUUUAUCAGCAUUCUCGACAUCUAUGGGUUUGAGUCUUUUGAGAACAACAGUUUCGAGCAGCUGUGCAUAAACUAUGCAAAUGAGAGGCUUCAACAGUUUUUCAAUCACCACCUCUUCAAAAUUGAGCAGGACGAAUACAGUUCUGAAGGAAUUGAUUGGACGAAGAUCGAGUUUGUGGACAACCAAGAGUGUUUGGACCUUAUUGAAAAGAAACCAGUGGGCCUAAUCACUUUGCUAGAUGAGGAGUGCAGCUUUCCUAAAGCAACAGAAGCUAGCUUAGCUUUGAAACUUAGCGAACAUUUGAAAGGAAAUAGCUGUUUCAAAGCCGAGCGCUCUCCUGGCUUUACGAUCAAUCACUAUGCAGGAGAAGUAACUUACGGGACAUCCGGAUUCCUCGAGAAAAAUAGAGACCUUCUCCAUGUUGAUCUUCUGGAACUGCUUGGCUCUUGCGAGCAUGAUCUGGCAAAAGAGUUUGCGGCUAAGCUUGGGGGUACAGGAAGACUCAACGGCGUUGAUUUACAAAGGCGGAGUGUGUCCACCAAGUUCAAGAAUCAGCUGCUUAAUUUGAUGGAAAGGCUGGAAACCACAAGCCCGCAUUUUAUACGAUGUGUCAAACCAAAUAACAGGCAGCUCCGGAACGUUUUCGACUUUGAUCUCGUACUGCAGCAGUUGCAUUGCUGUGGCGUGUUAGAGGUCGUUCGGAUCGCGCGAUCUGGAUACCCAACGCGCUACUCCUACGAGCAUUUUGCACAGAGAUAUGGAUUUCUACUUGGGCAAACCAAGUCUCGGCAUAAUGACUAUCGCAAUGAUUCCCUUCUAGUUCUUCAAAAAAAUUCAAUUCUACCUGGUGCCUUUCAAGCCGGCUUAAGUAAAUUGUUUUUCCGUCCAGGCCAGAUAGGAAUUCUGGAGCACCUGCGUACAGGCACAUUGAACGCAGUGGUUUAUACUCAAUCCCGUUUCAGAGGAAGGAGAGAUCGCAUUGAAUAUCUCCACUUGCGGAGGACCACAAUCUGCUUACAAUCAUUGAUGAGGAGGCGGCAAGCACAGGUUUAUUACGAGCACCUCAAGCUAGUUCACGUGUCGGCCAUCAAGCUCCAGAAGGUUUCAAGGGGCAUGCUGGCAAGAAAGCACUACAACAAUCUACUCAAGAGAUGGUCCGCUAGCAUCAUCAUACAGAAACACGCUAGAGGCAUCAUAUCAAGACGUGGAUACCACCAGCAAAAACUUAUCCAUCAGGCAGCUGUCACAAUCCAGAAGUUUUACAAGGCUUUCGUUCAUGCGCGACGCUGGUCCAGAAUCUGGCAGCAGAGACUCUUCGCAACGAUCACAUUACAAAAGUAUUUUCGGAGCAUACGGGCUCGGAUGGCCUACAUGAAAGCUCGAGCUAGAUUGAUCCUGGUUCAAGCACUGGUGAGAGGAUGGCUAUGCCGGAAUGAACGAAAACACCAUACGGAGCCGUCUGAGGAAGACAGUGAGUACGUGAAUAUCUCAGCAGUGGACUUGGAUAUGGAUGUCGACUGCAAGGUAAUGCGAGAGACGGUGUUUGAGACUCCGGAAAAAGAUGGCGCCACCAAAGUUGUGCCAGAAAAGACCGUCUUUGAGAUGCAAAAGAGGCUUCUCGAGAUGGAAAGGAACCUGUGCGAGAAGGAAGACGAGAAUGCCGAGCUGGUGAUGAAGCUGAGGCUGUACGAAACGCGCUGGAGCGAGUACGAGGACAAGAUGAACAGGAUGGAGGGCCUGUGGCAAAACCAGAUGGCCUCCUUGCAGCAGAGCUUGGAAGCGGCCAAGACGAGCCUGGCUACCACCGUACUCGACGCGAAGCAAAACGAUCUCUUUGAGGUGCAAAGCAAUGCGUCCAGGCAGCGAGCUGCAAGGCCGAUCCUUCCGCAGAGCGAAAACGAUUCGGAUUUUGAUUGGGACGAGAGGACGAGUUUCGGGACCAGGACUCCCGAGUCCACCACCACAUCGAUCAACAGAGAGGGACAAGCCGUUGUGGAGCACUUGGUGAGAGAAUUCGAGCACCGGUCACAGGUAUUCAGCGAUGACAUCGAGUUCAUAGUGGAGGUGAAAUCUGGACAGUGCGACGCGGAGCUGGAUCCCGACAUGGAGCUCAAGAAGCUCAAGCAGAGAUUCGACGUAUGGAAGAAGGAUUUCAAGGUGCAAGUGAGGGAGACGAAGAUGGUGUUGCAGAGAUUGGAGGCCUCGUCGGAGCGGAGUCGAAAGAAAUGGUGGGGAAGCAAGCCAUAACUCAUCCACUGAGAGAGACUUCACAGUUUUCCAGAGCUGAAGGUCUGUUUUUCUCCUCUUUCUUUCUUCGUCUUUGCUCGUUAAAGAGCAGCCUAGAUUGCAAAGCAAAGUUUCUCGUGGAAAGAGCAAAAAGGAAGAGCUCGUUUUUGACCCA